Messenger RNA from Pararge aegeria (speckled wood butterfly), 2349 nucleotides. RefSeq lists its product as uncharacterized. Gene Ontology annotation, cellular component: membrane. Bases 1 to 2349 code for a protein of 782 amino acids. Gene Ontology annotation, biological process: sensory perception of chemical stimulus; detection of chemical stimulus involved in sensory perception of taste. The transcript has 20 exons. The record is from RefSeq and is a predicted model, not a curated record. NCBI's taxonomy places the organism in Eukaryota, Metazoa, Arthropoda, Insecta, Lepidoptera, Nymphalidae. Gene Ontology annotation, molecular function: taste receptor activity.
AUGGAAUUCCCCUCGAUCCACCAGAAACAGGAGCAAGCUGCUCUAGUAUUCUUCUUCUCUACUACCUUCAUCACAGUUCUAUUUCUUCGCGUAGCAACAAAGUGGCCAAAGCUGUGUCAGUAUAUUGCAAGAACGGAGGCGAUAGAUCCCCUUUAUGACACUACUCUAGUGAGAAAAUGCAAUUUAUCGUGCAUUAUGAUUCUUCUUUUGGCGGCUUUAGAACACGGUCUUCUGCAACUAGCCGGAUUCGUUACGGCGGCUGAUUGUGAACCAGAGAAAAUUUAUCAAACAUUCAUAAGCAACAGUUUCUCGUGGAUUGAAGUUCUUCCCUAUAACAAAGCCCUUGGAAUUCUAAUACAGUUCCUGAACACACAGUGCACUUUCAACUGGAACUUUGCAGAUGUAUUCGUUAUUUGCAUCAGUUUUUACCUAACUGCGAGGUUUGAACAAAUAAAUAAAAAAAUUGCAGCGUCCAGAGGAAAGUGUUUACCACCAUCAUUUUGGAGAAUAGUACGCCAAGAUUUCAACAGGGCUAGCAGUUUGGUAAAACGAGUAGAUGAAGUCAUUCGCAGCAUUACAUUCAUUUCCUUUGCUAACAAUCUGUUCUUUAUUUGCUUCCAACUCUGGCAUAUGCUUGUCGAUGGAAUAAAAACGACACCAUCUUGCAGUGUUCCAGACCAAAGAUUAUUCCACGGCUACGCACAUGCUAUCUAUUAUGCAUAUUCCUUAGUAUUCCUGAUUUUUAGGGCACUGACUGUCACCCUUAUAGCGUCACGCGUUCACACGGCAAGUCGAAAACCUGCGUAUAUUUUAUAUGAAGUACCAUCUGCAGCUUAUUGUAACGAGGUGCAAAGAUUCAUUGAGCAAAUUCAUGGGCAAACAGUAGCACUAACAGGGCUACAGUUUUUCAAAGUGAAGCGUGGAAUCGUUUUAGGAAUUGCAGGAACGAUAGUAACGUAUGAACUGGUGCUGAUGCAAUUCACAGGAGUCACCCCGGCUGGGGAAACCUCUGCUGUCAACAACAGCGCUUUUGUAAUUUGUAGUAAUCGCUUCACAGAAACAACAAACAUAGUAGAUAUGAUAGUUCCAAUAAAGCCAAAAACAAAUGGCUACAUCAAACAAAGGCACGUCAAAGAACGUCGAACGACAUUCCAUGCCGCAAUGAAGCUAACAGUCAUUACGGGACAGAUAUUUUCCCUCAACCCCGUACUAGGAGUCUGGGAAACAGAUACAUCUAAACUAAGAUUCACAUAUUUUUCCGGACGCUGUGUAUACACUUUGUUGUCAAUUUUGACCCAAGUGAUCUUUCUCAAUAUAUUAUCGUUAGUUAGAUAUAUGAAAACCUCCGAGGCUUCAGUAAUAACAAACACCUCUAUAGUGUUCUUCUUAACAAAUACUAUUAUCACAGUUCUGUUUCUGCGCAUAGCUUCAAAAUGGCCGAAGCUUUGUCACUAUAUUGCAAGAACUGAGGCGGUUGAUCCUCUCUACGAUACCACUCUAGUGAGGAAAUGCAAUUUAUCGUGCAUAUUGAUUAUGUUUUUAGCUGCAUUGGAAUAUACUUUAUCGCACUUAGCCGGUUUCGUUUUGGCAGCAGACUGCGAACCAGAUAAUAUAUACCGAAAAUUCAUAACCAACAGUUAUUCGUGGAUUGAUGUCAUUAUAGACUACAGCGAAGCUCUUGGAGUUCUAACACAGUUUCUGAACUUACAAUGCACUUUCAACUGGAAUUUUACUGAUGUGUUCGUAAUUUGCAUCAGUUUUUAUCUUACUUCAAGGCUUGAACAAGUUAAUAAAAAGAUCGCGGCAACUAGAGGAAAGAAUGUACCAUCAUCAUUUUGGAGAACAAUUCGCGAAGAUUACAAUAGGGCUACCAGUUUAGUCAGACGAGUGGACGAAGUAAUCGGCGGCGUCAUAUUCAUCUCCUUCGCAAACAAUCUGUUCUUCAUCUGUUUACAACUCUUGCAUACGCUUUCGAACGGGAUCAAAGCGACGCCACCUUGCAGGGAACCUGACAAAAGAUUGUUCUACGGGUAUGAACACGCUUUGUAUUACACGUAUUCCUUAGUAUUCCUGCUCCUAAGGUCAACAAUCUUCUCUCUGAUAGCGUCGCGAGUUCACACGGCUAGUAGGGAGCCAGCGUACACUCUAUAUGAAGUACCAUCUACAGUUUAUUGCAUUGAGGUUCAAAGAUUUAUAGAACAGAUUCACGGCGAAACAGUAGCGCUGACGGGUCUUCAAUUCUUCAAAGUGAAGCGUGGAAUCGUUUUAGCAAUUGCAGGCACAAUAGUGACAUACGAACUUGUUCUUAUGCAAUUCACUGGAGUUACCCCGACAGCUACACCUGUAUAG